Parnassius apollo (apollo) is the source of this 648-nucleotide messenger RNA. The record is from the annotation of a GenBank genome assembly. NCBI's taxonomy places the organism in Eukaryota, Metazoa, Arthropoda, Insecta, Lepidoptera, Papilionidae.
AUGCACCAUUGUGUUAAUUGUGGCUUAGCGACUGGUCGCUGUAAUACAAUAGACAAACGAGUUUUACUUGACCAAGCAACUCUAUCUGUGAUCCGUGAAUGGUGUGCACCUGAACCUGUAAACAACAACAACUGUGCAUGUCAGGCCUGCUGGGACUUAGCUCAAGAGGUGGUCUUAAGUAGACGAUCUAUAGAUGAACCGAGACCAAUGGUGCAAACCAGUCGCAUAUGCCAUUAUUGUUGGGUGUUAGCAGACAGAUCUACUGUUCAUAUGAUUUCUGGGCCAUCAACCUCAAGACAAAAUACCAUGCCUCAAAUACAACCCCAGCUACUAGAUACUCCAAUUAUACCACUGGAAGUACAAUUUCAAUCUCCACCUACGCCUCAAACUAUGCUAGAAGCUAUGCCCGAACCUGUGCUUCAAUCUCUGCCACAAUCUAAAUCGACUAUUGUGUUACCAGACUACAUGAGGGCUAUUAAAACAGAGAGAGGGUGUUUUAUAGAAGGAUGUUACAGAACAGAAAAGCAUAGAGUUCCUCUUUCCACAAAUAAUAUGUCACUCAAUCGCUAUAAUUAUUAUGUACCUGAAAACAAUCGGCUUUGCGAUUGGCAUUUAGUAAUUGAAUCGUGGGAAAAGUUUAAGAAAUAA